Messenger RNA from Vespula vulgaris, 2474 nucleotides. It is a transcript of the gene Agps, whose product is annotated as alkyldihydroxyacetonephosphate synthase. The transcript is spliced from 6 exons. NCBI's taxonomy places the organism in Eukaryota, Metazoa, Arthropoda, Insecta, Hymenoptera, Vespidae. Gene Ontology annotation, molecular function: FAD binding; alkylglycerone-phosphate synthase activity. Bases 197 to 2017 code for a protein of 606 amino acids. Gene Ontology annotation, biological process: lipid biosynthetic process. The record is from RefSeq and is a predicted model, not a curated record.
GGGCGGGGGCUCUAUUGAUUUAAAUCUGUUGUGCCGGUGCGCGUGUCAGUAAUAAAGGUGGUUGCGUUUAUUAGAGAAGACGACACGAAACGACACGAAGCAACCCGAAGUUGUUUGUGAAGUAUAUCGUGAAGCGAAGCAGUAUCUUUUUUCGUCUCGUGUUUUCUUUCGUCACAUCCUGAGACGUUCAUUGAACAUGUCGAACAAAAUAAAUACAAUUAUUUCGACGAAGAUAUCAGAAAAUAAAUCGGAAUCUACCGUUCCAAGGAACAGGCAAGAUGUUUUGAAAUGGAAUGGUUGGGGUUACAGAGAUUCACAAUUUCGCCUUAAUGACAACAAUAUUAUUGAAUUCAGCGGUGGCAGAUAUCCCAUUGGUAAUCACAAGCUACCAUAUUUCACUCACUGGGUUAAAGAUGUGUUCGAUAUAGACUUCAAUUCGAAAAUUACAUCACAAGAUAUACCAACAAAUUUCCCAGAAUCAAUUAUUUCAACAGAAUUAUUGGAUUCUAUUAAUAGGCUCAAUAUCGAUCAUUCAUUGAAAGGAAUAGAUAGAUUGGUCAGAGCACAUGGUCAUACUUUAAGAGAAAUCUUCAUCCUUAGACAUGGAAUGUUUAAAAGAAUACCAGAUAUCAUUCUUUGGCCAAAAUGUCACGAGGAUGUUGUCAAGAUUGUGAAAAUUUGUGCGGAAUAUCAAGCUGUUUGCAUUCCUUUUGGUGGUGGAACUAGCGUUAGCGGUGCUGCUUGGUGUCCAAUGAAAGAACGUCGGACAAUAAUUUCAUUAGAUACCACACAAAUGAAUCAAAUAUUAUGGAUUGACAAAGAAAAUUUAAUAGCUUGUGCACAAGCUGGUAUUAUCGGGCAAGAUUUAGAACGGAUAUUACGUCAACAUGGUUUAACUUCGGGCCACGAACCGGAUUCUUACGAAUUUUCUAGUUUAGGCGGAUGGGUAGCAACUAGAGCCAGUGGUAUGAAAAAAAAUACUUAUGGAAAUAUUGAAGAUCUAAUCCUACGUGUUCGAAUGGUUACUGGCCGAACCGAAGAUGUUGAAAUAACUUUAGAACGAGGAUCGUUAGUACCUCGUUCAUCUUGCGGACCAAACUUCGAUCAUAUAAUACUUGGUAGCGAAGGUACUUUGGGCUGUAUUACCGAAGUUAUUUUUAAAGUCCGACCUUUACCAAGGAUGACCAAAUAUGGAAGUAUUGUUUUCCCUGACUUUCAAAGUGGACUCUUGGCAAUGAGAAUGAUAGCUAAAGAACGUUGUCAACCAUCGAGCAUACGAUUGAUGGACAACAAUCAAUUUCAACUUGGUCAAAUGUUACGUCCGGAAUCAAGUUGGAGUAGUUCGAUAUUGGAGAGUCUGAAACAUACUUAUAUCACAAGGAUAAAAUGUUUUAAGUGGGAUAGAAUUUGCGUAGCUACACUUCUUUUUGAAGGGAACACUUCAGAGGAGGUUACGGCUCAAGAAAAAAAGAUAUAUAAUAUUGCUAAAUCAUAUAAUGGUAUACCUGCUGGAGAAACGAACGGCGAACGUGGCUACACUUUGACUUUCGUUAUUGCAUACAUACGUGAUCUUGGCUUGGAGUAUGGUGUUGUGUCAGAAUCCUUUGAGACGUCGGUUGCUUGGAAUCGUACUUAUUCCUUAUGUUGUAAUGUCAAAUCUCGAGUAGCCAAAGAAUGUCAUGCUCGACAUAUAAAAUACUUUAUGAUAUCUUCUCGCAUAACUCAAACGUAUGAUGCGGGCUGUUGUGUCUAUUUUUAUAUGGCAUUAAAUUAUAUCGGUCUGGAAAAUCCCGUAGGAGUUUACGAAGAAAUCGAGGAAGCAGCUAGAGAAGAAAUAUUAGCUAAUGGAGGCUCUUUAUCUCAUCAUCACGGCGUUGGUAAAUUAAGAGCUUCAUUUUAUCCAGAAGCUGUUGGAGAAGCAGGUGUUUCUCUAUACCGUGCAGCCAAAGCUCAUCUAGAUCCGCAUGAUAUAUUUGCCUCGAGAAAUCUAGAUCCGGAUUAUAAAAGUAAACUAUAAGGUUGAUACACGAUUUCAGUCAAAUAAUCGUAUGGAAUUUAAGAGAAUUGUCGUAAGCACACGAAAAAUAUCGAUCAUGACAAUGCCCAUCAUUUACCAGGACAUAUUUCGUAAUAUAAUAAAAAUAUAAGACGCCCGUGAUGUGACAGAGAGAAAAAAACAAAGCAAAUAAUUGAAGAUAGAGAAUUGUAGGCGUUGUUUCUCUCUAACGAUAGAAAGUAAUAAGGUUGUAUAAAGAAUUAGCAAUCAUAAUUGUUGUAUAAUUGUACGGACUUAGUGUACAAUAUAUAAAUAAUAAUAAUUACGAUACGCCUACUGGUGUUACAUGGUAGUACAAAUACGAAAUUAUAUAUAUAUAUAUAUAUAUAUAUAUAUAUAUAUAUAUAUAUAUAUGUAUAUGUAUAUAAUUGUAUUGAGAUUUUUAUAAAUUAAUAUAAAUAAACUAAAAAUUCACUUA